This is a messenger RNA of Dendrobium catenatum, 1386 nucleotides long. RefSeq lists its product as uncharacterized. The record is from RefSeq and is a predicted model, not a curated record. Lineage: Eukaryota; Viridiplantae; Streptophyta; Magnoliopsida; Asparagales; Orchidaceae.
AGAGGAGAUUGAUGACAGUGAAAAAGAACAAUAAAUAAAUGUAAACAUUAUAUUUAACAAGAAAAAUAAUAAUAUUUUAUAUGCAAAAAUUCAUGGAAACUUUGUUAAUCAGCUGUUGAGUUUUCUCAUAUUUCCUCUAGGUUCUGUGUUCAUGCUUCUAGGCAAUCAAAUAUCUUUAGAGAAUUGCAUUAGCAAUUUGUAUUCCUCAACAUAAAAAUUAAGCUUAGAAUAUUUUGAGUCAAAAAAAAGAGAAAAAAAUGUUUGUGCUUCUAAAAAUUACUUCCUACUAUGGAUGUAGUGAACAAAUGCUACAAUUGGAUGAAAUGACAUCAGCUAACUCCAUGCAAGCAUAAAUUAAGCGAGACAAAAAUCAUAGAGCAAAACCCCAAGUUAAAAAAUGGAGAGACUGAUUAUGGUGGAGGUUUUGCGAAAGGUUACGGACAACUUUCAAAUUUCUAUGAUUUCCUCCAUUUCUAUCAUAAUUAAAGGAAUAAAGUUUCUUAUUUUCGAUCUUGUUAAGAAGGCAUUUAGCAUUUACCUUUCUGAUAUCGUCCCCUCUAUUAUCUUUUUGUAUUUCGUUUUUUUUUUUAACGAAGGAAUGGCUAAUGGUUUGAUUUGGGCAAAUGCGGAGGACUUGGCAAGGAAUAGAGGAAAGGUGCUCUCUUUAUAUCGUCAAAUUUUGAGAUCCCUCAAUUAUCCUGAUCUCCCACUUAUGUCGCUCGCCUCUCAAAGAAAGCUCAGGUCUGCACCAUCUUCAUAUUUGGAUCAGAGGAACGAUCCCUUCACAACAUUGCUAACCUUAUCGAUAUCGCCAAGUUCUCCCUUUCAAUUCGUCCGGUGUCCUGACGUGGCUCUAAGUUCGGACGCUAAUAACAUGUUGCCUUGUGCUCUUACUUUUUACCGCGCGGCCCGACGAUCUGACCUGGACCGAAACCCGGGGUUGCUAUGUUCACGUAUUGCUAAGUAUUACUCGGUAUUGCGCGGAAUGGCCAAUGGUUUGAUUUGGGCAACUGCUGAGGACUUGGUGAGGACAGAGGAAAGGGUGCUCUAUUUAUAUCGUCAAAUUUUGAAGUCCCUCAAUUUCUCUGAUCGCCCGCUUACUUAUGCCGCUCGCCCAAAGAAAGCUGAGGUCCGCACCAUCUUCAUAUUUGGAUCUGAGGAGCGAUCCCUUCACAACAUUGCUGACCUUAUCGAUACCGCCGAGUACUCCCUUUCAAUUCUUAAGAAGGGUCGUCUUCCAUAAGAUAGAUCCGUGCAAAAGGCAUUUCGUGUAUGUUCCUUCCUCUUUCUUUCUUGAGAAUAAUGAGAUAUGUAUUUUUUUUUCCGAAAUGAAAAUUAUUCGCUCGGCUUAUGUAGUUUAACCUAUAUAUAGGGCUGAGAGGUGUU